Messenger RNA from Abrus precatorius (Indian licorice), 1401 nucleotides. Its product is annotated as 1-aminocyclopropane-1-carboxylate oxidase homolog 1-like. NCBI's taxonomy places the organism in Eukaryota, Viridiplantae, Streptophyta, Magnoliopsida, Fabales, Fabaceae. The transcript has 3 exons. The coding region runs from base 51 to 1133 and encodes 360 amino acids. The record is from RefSeq and is a predicted model, not a curated record.
AAUUGUCAUCACUCAUCAUCGGUAAUUUGAUUCUGUUACCGUUUCCUCGUAUGGCAGUUAAUGUCAGAGAAGUCGAAGUUAAAGCAUUUGAUGAAUCAAAAACGGGUGUAAAAGGUGUCGUAGAUUCUGGGGUCACAAAGAUCCCUCCCAUGUUCCAUGUCAAGUUGUUGGACACCACUCAUACCUCACCAACUGACUCCAACUUCAACUUCAGCAUCCCCAUCAUAGAUCUUCAGCACAUACACAACUCAACUUGGCGUGUUGAAGUGGUUGAUCAGAUUAAGAGGGCAUCUCAGCAGUGGGGUUUCUUUCAAGUGAUCAAUCAUGGUGUUCCUGUUGAGGUUUUGGAUGAGAUGAUUUGUGGAAUCCGUAGGUUUCAUGAACAAGAUGCUGAGGCAAGGAAACCCUUUUACUCAAGGGAUAGUAGUAAGAGGGUUAGAUAUUUUUCUAAUGGCAAGCUGUUUAGAGACAUGACUGCUACUUGGAGGGAUACAAUUUCAUUUGUUGCAAAUCCUGAUCCUCCUGAUCCAGAUGAUUUGCCAGCUAUAUGCAGAGAUAUUGUGGCUGAAUAUUCAAAACAAGUAAAGGCAUUGGGCAUUACAAUUUUUGAGCUGUUGUCAGAGGCUCUUGGCCUUAAUCCUUCUUACCUUAAAGAAAUGGAUUGUGCUGAAGCCCUUUAUAUCAUGGGUCAAUACUAUCCAGAAUGUCCUGAACCUGAAUUAACUGUGGGCAUUACAAAACACACUGAUUGUGACUUCAUAACAAUACUUCUGCAAGAUCAGAUAGGUGGUCUUCAAGUUCUUCAUGAGAAUCACUGGGUUAAUGUUCCUCCAGUACAAGGAGCACUUACUGUAAACAUUGGAGACAUUUUACAGCUUAUGACAAAUGACAAGUUCGGCAGUGUUUAUCACCGGGUCUUGUUGAGGAGUAUAGGCCCUAGAAUUUCUGUAGUAACCUACUUUAUGAAUUUUACUAUAUCUGAAUGCUCAUCAAAGGUUUAUGGUCCAAUAAAGGAAUUGUUAUCAGAAGAAAAACCUCCAGUCUAUAGAGACAUUACUAUGAAAGAAAUCUUGACAAAUUAUUAUGCAAAGGGUCUUGAUGGGAACUCUUACUUGCUGCCUUUGAGGUUGUGAAGCAAAUAAAAGGUAUUUGAUCAGUGCUUUCUUGCUUUUCAUGGAGUUGGCUUUAUCUGCAUCAACUUAUCAUAGUUCAGUGGUGCCUUUUGCUGUAACUUUCAAUGUUCAGAGAUAUUUAAAUAAACAGCAUCAGGUUCUAUGGGCAAAAGGUUUGGGCGCAUAUAGCAUAUUGUACUAUAGGAGACAUAACUUGUUUUCCUUAUUAUGAGAAUAGCUUGAUAUGUUCUUGUGAUUGUCAAUAUAUACUUCAACUUUGUUGCCGUCC